Amphibalanus amphitrite is the source of this 2802-nucleotide messenger RNA. RefSeq names its product eukaryotic translation initiation factor 3 subunit A-like. The record is from RefSeq and is a predicted model, not a curated record. The transcript has 7 exons. Bases 149 to 2173 code for a protein of 674 amino acids. Lineage: Eukaryota; Metazoa; Arthropoda; Thecostraca; Balanomorpha; Balanidae.
GCCCUCGGUUUCUCGAGCUUCCACUCGUGGCCCCUGGUUCGAGCUGAGUUGCUCCGGGUCAAGAAGCUUUCUGGCGAUAUGGCCAACCCUCCGUGCAGCAGCUGAUAUACGGUCACCAUGUCGCCUCUGCGCCUCCGGUAGUAGAGUGAUGGUAGUCCCAGUCGACGGAGUCGUUCGGGAGCUGCAGUCCAUGGCUCCUCCUGCAGCUGAUGGUAAUGUGAUCCGUCGCUCCAUCUACCAGAACUCCAACACGAUGGUGGAAGUGCUGACAAAGUCCAAGGAUCCGCGCUCCCGCACCGCCACGGCCGGCAGCACCGCCGCCUCGGAGCCGGCCUGGCCAGCGGCCGUGCCCGUCCGCCGCGACGGACGGCCCCUGUCGGCGACGGCCCGUCAGCUGCCGCCGCGACCCCGCACCGGCCGACCUCUGCCCGCCUGGCAGUCGGCCGGCGGUGACCCGACCGGUGGACGACCCUCGGCCGGCCGCGGCGGCGGGCAGCGGCCGGCGCCGGGCCGUCCCCCCGCGGCCCGCGGUCAGCCGCCGGCUCAGAGACAGGGACAGACCACCGCGGGGCCUGGACGACCGACCGCGCCCAACAGACCGGCUGUACCACCGGAGAACGAGCAGGCCGAGCACGCCGACUCUUGGAAGGAGUUUACCGUGUGGACCAACCAGCUGAAACAGCUGGUGCGAGACAUCGGAAAACGGCCUGCCACGGCCCACCUGCGUCCGCUGCUGAGCCGGCUGGAAGAGACGGUGCGUGUGCCUCCGGUACCGCCCGGCACGCUCUGGGCAACCGAGGACGACGAGCACGGCCCGCUGAGGGAUCGCCUGGAGGAGAUUCAGCUGGAGAACGAGGACCUGCAGAGGAAGUUCCAGAGCCUGAGCGCCGCGAUGCGGGACUACCAGCAGCAGCGACAGACGAUUGACGGCGCCGGGGGUGACGACCGCCUCCGACGGACCACCGAGACAGACACCGAGCUGGCAGAGCUUAAACGACAGCUGGCCAAGUACAAAAAGUACGCCAAGGAGCUCAAAAAGACCAAGGAGAACCUGCUCAAUACGAUACAGACUCAGGAAGAGAAACACGCCGCCGAGCUGAAGAGUCUGAAGGAGGAGCACGAGACUCAGAUGAGCCAGGUGCUGGCCCAGUUCACCAGCGAAACGGAGAUGCUCGUCUCGUUCAGAGCGGACGUGGAGGCCGUUCAGCGCAGUUUGGCGCAGCGGGUGCGGGAGAACUCUGAGCUGCAGAAGGCGCUGGCGGAACGAGACACCGAGCUGGAGCGGCUGGCCGCGCAAAACCAGACGCUGCACGAGCUGGCGCUGAAGCUGCUGCAGGUGCCCGGCUCCGACCCGCCCUCCGUCACCCAGCUGCUCACCAAGCUGCAGUCCCCGGACACCGGCGGCGUCUCCGUAAUACCCGGAGGUGCCGGGGACUCGGCCCCGCCCGCCCGAGACGCCAGCCUCUUCAGUCUGGACGUGACGGAGCCGCUGCCGGCGCGCCCGUUCCCCCGUGAGUGGGCCGAUCUCUCGCUGGGGUCUCUGGUUGGCUCGGCGGGGACAGGCGAGCAGCGCCUGCCGGCAGACGGGGACCGAGGUGCGCCGGCGCGGCGGCCGCCGAGCGGGGCUGCUGGCGAGCCGCCGCGGCCGGCCUCGGGUGCCGCUGCGGGAUCGGCCCCCAGUGGUGAGCGUAGGGAAGGACAAGAGGUCGGUGGCGGUGACGCCCCGCCCCAGCGCCAGUCUAGAGAGGCCGACACGGGUGGACCAACGGCUGGUGGUGACGCCCCACGUCACCGUCAGUCCAGAGAGGGCAGCGGGGUCAGCCAGGGUAGACCGGCGGGUGGUGACACUCCACCGCAGCACCAGCCCAGGGAGGCUGGUGCCGGUGACACCAACCAGCGGCUGUUCGGUGGUCCGGUCACCAGCACUAAUCGAGACGGCCCGGCGCAGGACCGCAGUGGUCGAGGCGAUCAGCUGCCUGACGGCGACGGAGGCCCCGCCGCGGUCGACCAGUGUGUCGUGGGUCCCACCGGUGGGGGCGACUGCGGUCGACUGCCGCCCGUCGGCUCGCUAACCUCCGAGGAGACGUUCCAGCGCAGUCUCGCUCGGCUCGCUGAGAGGAUGACCGAUCUACACCAGGGUAUCAGUCUUGCCGCCCAGGUGUUGAGUCCCUGAGUCGGUCGGCAGGGCUGCUGAGAUCAGAGGAGCUUCAGCCGAGCCGCCUAGAUCGGGUGAGUUGGUCAGCUGAGCUAACAGGACUCAGUCUCGCCCUUAGCUUACCGCUGGCAUUAUGCGCUAAGACGUCACGGUCAACUAGAGACUUGAAGCCGACUGCUCAUAUCUUCAAGCUUAACCAAACGCUAGCUCUUGCCGCUAGACCUUCCACGAUUCAUGCUGUGAAAUGUAGAAAACGUCUACACUGAAGACGAAAAUAGCUAGAACCGCGAGCUUGCACAAAGAGGGACGUUUUAUAUCCAUUCCAUCAACUGCAGAUCUGAUAUUUACAAAUGCCGGCUGAUCACUGUGCCUUGGAACCAGGGUCCUCCUCCAGGGCUUAAGGUAUUCCUUCGGGCUCGUCAUUCAUGAAUGCGUGUUUGUGCCAAGAGUGGGAGUAGAUGAUAAGUUGUUGCGCGCCAUGGCUCCGGAAGGGUCCGUUCUGGACUUGUUACUUGUGCGAGAGACUGGCAAAGGCUCAAGUGUGCCUUUGCUCGCAAUGAAAUAGACGAUUUCCGUCGCCACGUGCCUUGCCAUUUAAUCGUUGUUUUAAUUACACCAUUCCAUGUUAAAUAUAUCGACCAUAUCAA